AUGCAACGUUUUGCAGUUUCGAAUGAUGGUAAGCUGGCAUGGGGCUCUUGCUUCGCGAGCUGCCACGGAGGUCAGGUACCGGCAGUCAUCAAGCUUGUGAGGAAAGCUGGCGACGGCGAGAGGGUGGAACCCGAUUGUGUGGCUUUUUCUUCUUUCAACGUGGCGCGCUCAGCACGCCUCGAUAUCAAGAGUAGCUACAGCGCGGGUGACCAUGUAGUCCUCGCGUUCAAUGACUCCGACUCGCUUUUUGCGGCCACUAUUGUGCGCUGUGACACGUGGGCUGUGCAGUGGGCAAUAGAAAAGACUGCGUGUCUUACUGACGCUUCCGUAACGCAGCUGGCGGCUUUGUGCGCGAAUACGGUGUGCGGUGUAGCGACGGCGUCUAGUAGCGCGUCCUCAUCAUCCCCGCUGCAGCGCCUUUUUGUUGCCUCCCGUUUUGAUGUCCCCACAUCAAGUCGCAAAGCAAACAAGGAGUGGAGGCAGUUCCUGGCUCCUCCGAGGUCGAUUGAGGCGGGGCUGGAGGAGGAGGGAAUCGCAUCCAUUAGCGCAUUCGACAAGAACACUCUUCUUGUUCUCACAGGGAAAGGCUCUCUGGCGCUGGUGCGCCUGGAUGCUAGGGCACUGAAGGAACAACCGGCUUCGGCAUCGGCUUUCUACACCGUGCAGCGAAUCCAGUGCACGCUAACACUAGCAAGCAUCCGAUCUCGCAUGGUGGUCUACAACGAUGGGAAGGAGCACGCUUAUGCAGCCGUCUACUCAGCUUCCGAAAAAGCGAUGGAGCUUGUCUAUUUUCAUCAGACUACGGCGGAAGUAUCCUCUCGCGCUGGUGAGAGGGCGGCGACCGUGCUGAAAGUGGCCACGAGCAUCCCUAUCGACGACGUGCGCUUUGCCGGGUCGUUUCACCUUGCCGUGAGCUGCUCACGCAUAAAGGAGAAUAUGCAGUUUGUCGGCCUCGUUCCUGGCGCUGACGCGCCGGAGGCGAUGGUCUUCGACCCUCUCACGGUGCCAUACGUUCCCAUCGCCACGCUAUACAGCGAGUCAACGGAGGAGUUCGUAGUGAUCUCUUCGUCUCAGGAGGUUGCAGCAUUUUCCGCACUGACGAACGAGCAGAAGGUCGCCUCACUCAUCGGGACGACGCUGAAGUUUUCGACUGGUCCCUUUUCUCAGGCCUCGCUGAACAAGGCUGCUUGGGGACUGAUCUCAAACCCGUUUCGUCACUAUGGCCCGAAAACCAGGCGCCACACAGAGGAAGAAAGCGGCGCGGACGAAGAGGACUUGCAGUUGCUGCAAGGUGCUGGUGCCCGGUCUGCCGGUCGCUGGACCCCUGUGACGCUGUGCUACGCGUUGGCAACCCUCAGGCCAUCCUCGCCCACGGCGCCGGUUGCAGUGUUUGCCGUGGAGACUGCGCCGUUCCUGCACACGCGACUCAUCAAGCAGUGGCACAAUGCCACCACUGGGCUCAAGACGAUUCUGGGAGCGGCUUCCACAAAACUGACUGGCGCUCUCGCGCUUCCGUGGAAUCCGCGACAUGUUCGCCGUGCCUUGCGCCUCUUCAGUCAAGACGAGCUCUCCUCACUUCUUCAUCGCAUCGCGACGACGAUAGCGGCCAGCGAGCGUGUGGCUUCCCCUGUCUCGUACCCUGAUGCCACCACGACCGCUGUCGACAUUGCACUGCAUGUGAUCACACUGGCUCGGCAGAUGGGUGCCACAUUGAAACCAGAGGACGUAAGGAUCGUCGCCAUUAUUCUGCGAGCGGCUCGCGAGAGCAGCCACGAGCUGUUGCGUUACUCCAGCUGCAUGGAGCUGCUGAUAGAGAGCCAUUUGCAGCAGAGGGCGAUGGAUCGCGUCUUGGCACGCCGUGCUUCUGCACGCGACGAGGCUGACGAGGUGUCGCAGACGCUGGAGGGGAACUUUUACGGCAUCGCGGCCGAGCUGCAGACUGAGCGGACACUACACACACGCUACACGUCAAACGCGUGGGCGCAGCACCUGGGCAAGUGCAAAGUGCAGUACAAGGCGGAGGCCGAAAGCGCGUUGCGGCUCCUUGCAGCAGCUCACAAUAAGAGCGAGAAAACGAUGGAAUGCGCUCUCAGUGACUGGAGGCAGCUAGGUUCCACGCCGCAUCAAGACCUGCUGUUGAAUCAAUUUGAGCACGCACUCCUGUAG
Molecule: messenger RNA, 2166 nt
Organism: Leishmania major strain Friedlin
Lineage: Eukaryota; Euglenozoa; Kinetoplastea; Trypanosomatida; Trypanosomatidae
Exons: 1
Coding region: 1-2166 (721 amino acids)
Source: RefSeq, a predicted model, not a curated record